Messenger RNA from Strongylocentrotus purpuratus (purple sea urchin), 1093 nucleotides. RefSeq names its product transcription factor Adf-1. Gene Ontology annotation, molecular function: DNA binding. Gene Ontology annotation, biological process: regulation of transcription by RNA polymerase II. Gene Ontology annotation, cellular component: nucleus; transcription regulator complex. The record is from RefSeq and is a predicted model, not a curated record. The transcript is spliced from 4 exons. Lineage: Eukaryota; Metazoa; Echinodermata; Echinoidea; Camarodonta; Strongylocentrotidae. Bases 119 to 862 code for a protein of 247 amino acids.
AAAGAGAUAGCAUUUAAUCCAGCAAUAUGAUUUUCAGAUAAAUACAUGAAUGUUUUCCAGUUGAAUUGCAAAUCCAAUAUGGAUCUAGGUUCUUAACCAUGACUGCUAUUGAAAGAAAAUGCUCAGCACUCCACAUUCCCAACCAGACAUCGCUAAACGACGAAUUACUUCUGCCUCAAAGCCGGUGAAAUGGAACAAGCAUUCAAUCGAGAAAGAUGAGCUGCUUAUAGCUGAGGUAGAGAAACACCCAUUUCUCUACGAAAAACACAAAAGCUACAACCACACCAUGAGGCAAGAGGGAUGGGAAGAAAUCGGUGCCAUAUUGGGCAUCUCAGACCUAGACGCUAAGCUUCGGUGGAUAAAUAUCCGAGAUUGCUUCAGUAGAUGCCUCAAGAAGAAGAAGGCGGAUCCCAGAGGAGACAGCUCCUAUCGCUAUCACUACAAGUACGCCAGCCAGCUAGAGUUCAUGCUUCCACACCUCGCCCAUGGCGAGUCUUCGGUGACGGAAGACGGAGAGCAACAUUUCAAAGACGACGGAGAGGGAAGCGAAGUCGACGAUGAUUACCCCCACCCCACCCAGAUUCUGUCUGCCACGCCCGUCCCUUACCACCAUGUACCCGACAAGAGGAGAAAGCUCCCAGAUCAGGACGAAAAGGAAACGAUGGGAUACCUAUUCUCAAACAACAGUGCCCCGCGAGAGGAUGCAUUAGACACCUUUUUCAAGUCGAUCUGUUCGACAGUGAGGACACUUCCGCCCAUAGCCCAGGCCCAGCUGCGAUUUCAAAUCACGGAACUGGUCUUCAAGUCUGAAAUGAACUACCUGACAAAUGACAAUGAAAAUGACAUUGGUCUUUCAGUCUGAAAUGAACUACUAGUACCUGACAAAUGAAAAUGAUAAAGACAAUUGAUGAUGUAUUUUUUGUUGAAGGAACUGCUUUCUAUAUUUGUGACUGUACCAUAGUAAUGUGAUAGUAUCGACCAUGCAGGAAGAGAAAUACCAAGGGUUGAUAUCUUCCCCCUCUUCUUCCUCACUUCCUCCUCUUUCCCUCUCCUCUCCUCUCCCUACCCCCUCCCCCUCCCCUCCCCUCUUCUC